CAUUUUUAUGGAAGGAAAAUAAACAGGYUUUAGGCCUUCAGUGAAGAGAGGUGACAAGAUAACUUUUCCAGCGGAAAUGGACUUUUCGGCUUUUUGGUCUUCCUGUGUGUUGAUGAUCUUGACCGAGAGGAACUUGUGUUAAGAUAUUAUAAGAACAAAAAACUUCUCCUGAAUGUUGUCUCUGCUUCUUUUCUUUCUUUCCUAACUCACUCCCCGUCUGGGACCUUUUUGGACUCAACACAGGAAUCUCAGAUAGAGUUGCAGGCUAUUAAGGAGGCUAGAUGAGUCAAUCACUUGUGAGGAUAUUUGUCUAUGGAACAUUGAAGCGUGGUUUUCCUAACCAUCAUCUUAUAGAGACRCCUCCGUCUGGAAAAGUGACUUACAUAGGAUGUGGUCAAACCUUAGAGAGCUAUCCAAUGGUUACAGGAACAGAUGCUGAUAUUCCAUUCCUUCUCCCCUUCCCAGGCAAAGGAUCGAAGAUCAAAGGAGAGGUUUAUGAAGUUGAUCAAGAUGCUUUGAUUCAUCUGGAUGACCUUGAAGAACACCCAACAUGGUAUAAAAGAAUGGCUUGUGCUGUAAUGCUUGACAGCUCUCAAGAAUUAUCCUGUGAAGCAUAUUUUCUAAUAAACUCAAAGCCAGAAUUAAUGCAAUUGACAUUCUAUAAAGAAUAUACCCAAGAGCUGGCAGCCAGUUAUUGUGAGCGUAAACUAGUAUCAAGGGUUUCAUCAUUAAAAGGUCAAGUUCAGCUUGGUAACGAUAAUGAUUAUAAUACAAUAUGAGUAGAUUUAUAAAGUAACAAUGCAAUUACAGCAAUACGUUAAAAUUCCACGAUAAACAAAAGUAUCGUCUUACCUGAAUGUGGGAAGAUCCCAUAUACCCAGAAACUGAGGGGCUUUUAAGACAGGGCUAUCACACUCCAAUUAUUCCUUGGGUUUAUAAGAUUGGGCCAGUUCAGCAGAACUCAAAUAUGUUUUCAUAGUUCAUGUAAGAGUGUUAAUGCUGUUUAUUGCAAGACGAGAGUUUAUGACAUAAAGGUUUUUUUUAAUACUGCU
Messenger RNA from Exaiptasia diaphana, 1052 nucleotides. Its product is annotated as putative gamma-glutamylcyclotransferase CG2811. The coding region runs from base 282 to 779 and encodes 165 amino acids. The transcript is spliced from 3 exons. Lineage: Eukaryota; Metazoa; Cnidaria; Anthozoa; Actiniaria; Aiptasiidae. Gene Ontology annotation, molecular function: gamma-glutamylaminecyclotransferase activity. The record is from RefSeq and is a predicted model, not a curated record.